AUGAGCUUGUUCCUGGGGGACGGGAAGAUCCUGACUCUGCUGGCCGCUUGUCGACAUGCCCCGAGGGUAGGCCUCUCCAGGGUCAUCAGUGGUCUUGCCUGCUCCACUAGUCUCUCUGAUCGUCAUACAAGAUUUUGGUCUUGUGCAUCUCCACGUGAUCUUCUUGCAAAAGAGUCUCUACCAUUUUACCUCUCCUGGGAACAAUCGAGGAGUCCCCUUGCCGUUUCCUGCAGGGAUUUCCAUCAGGAUGCGAAACCGGGUGGGGAGGGGGACCAGGUCUCCAAGGGCAAGGAGGAAGAGAAAACCCCAGCCAAGAAGCCAGGGCUUGUUCAGAGGUUCAAGCAGAUGUACAAGGACUAUUGGUAUAUUCUUGUGCCUGUGCAUUGUGUCACGUCUGCCAUCUGGUUUGGCUCUUUCUACGUCAUCGCCACAACAGGGAUCGACUUGGCUGGGCUGUUUGAGACCUGGGGAGUGACGGAGCGCAUCGUGGACAUGCUGAGGAACUCGAAGGCUGGUUAUUUUGCCAUCGCCUACACCCUCUACAAAAUCUUCACUCCCCUGAGAUACAUGGUCACAAUAGGCGGUACCACACUAUCCAUCAACUACUUGAUGAAGUGGGGUUACAUCAAGCCAGUGCCAUCAAAGGAAGAGCUCCGCGUGAUGUAUCAUGACAAACGGGAGGAGUGGAACACUUUCGUCGAGGACAAGAAGGGGGAGUGGGAGGAGCGCCGGCAGCGAUUCUGGAAGAUACGGAGGCUGUGGAAGAAGUCGAGGUGAAGCCAUCAUCUGAAUCCACAUGGGAAGAAGCUCCAGGUCCCAUGGUCUCAUAGCCAGUGAUGUUCAAGAGAGAGGCCAUGUAUCGGCUUGUACGUAUGUGUUCCCGAGAAAAGGAAAUCCCCAGGGUUUCAUCGUGUGUCCCUCUUGAACUGUGUUUUUUAUGAUGAAUUUGUGAAAUCUGACUAGUGGGUGCUUAGUGAUGUCUGGUCCUACAAUGAAGAUUUCUCCUUCAUUGAAGUCACAAAUCUUGUUUAAUUUUUGUAAGACUGUGAAUACAUUGAAAGGGUAAAAAUUCAAGAAUGUGGAACUCCAUGCAGUCUCAG
Darwinula stevensoni is the source of this 1100-nucleotide messenger RNA. Lineage: Eukaryota; Metazoa; Arthropoda; Ostracoda; Podocopida; Darwinulidae. The record is from the annotation of a GenBank genome assembly.